AUCAGACAGCGCUGCGUUCAAACGCGUCGUCGCGGUUUGAGAGUACAAAUUCUCCGUGAUGCCCGAAAGGCGACAUCAGGAAAGGGCGGGACUGCCGUGGAACAUUGCUGUGGUCCAGUACGUGCCGACAGUCCACGUCCGUGUGGCGGAUUGGAACCUCACCUCCUCCGACUAGAACUGCGUCGAACUGCUUGCCUCGGGACCCGCAGGGCUCGUUGGAGAGGCGGUACCGAUACACUUGUCUCCAUAAUAGGAGAAGAAGUCAACAGUUCAACGGGUUCUCAUCUUGGCAACGACAACUGUCAUCUUACAGGAUCCACGGAGGACACAAUGGAGGACGACCUGAUGUUCAGCAUGGAGGAGGAGGGCAGCGCCACCAGGCCGCCGAUCGUACACCGUCUGACGUCCCUCACCACCGACGAGGAGGACGACGACGACGACGACUUCAUCUGCUCCAUCCUGGACGAGCCCGCCAAGGAGAUCUGCCAGUACAUGCAGAACCUGGUCAACAACCGCCAGCUCUCCGACUCGUUCCCCAAAGGCGGCUUCUCGUACAAGAGUGACGCAGACAAUGUGACGGAAGGUUCGUACAAGGUUUUGUCAGAGAGUGCACGGGAGACGUGGAAAAAUGCGGUGAAAAAGGCCAAAGCCAUGCCGGACCCCUGGGCGGAGUUUCACCUGGAGGACAAAGAGACAGAACCGUGCUUACGCUACAGGUACAACGCCGUCACUGGGGAGUGGGCCCAAGACCAGGUCCACAUCAAGAUGGCUGCACAGCCGUUCGGGAAAGGCGCCAUGAGGGAGUGCUUCAGAACGAAGAAGCUGUCCAACUUCUCGCACAGCAACAACUGGAAGUCGGCGUGCAACUACGUGGCCAAGCGCUACAUGGAGACGGUGGACAGGAGCGUCUACUUCGAGGACGUGCGGCUGCAGAUGGAGGCCAAGCUCUGGGGGGAGGAGUUCAACCGCCACAGACCUCCCAAGCAGGUGGACAUCAUGCAGAUGUGCGCCGUGGAGAUGACGGAGAGGCCUGGCAAGCCGCUCUUCCACCUGGAACAUUACAUCGAGGGCAAGUACAUCAAGUACAACUCCAACUCCGGCUUUGUGCGCGACGACAACAUCCGGCUGACUCCACAGGCCUUCAGUCACUUCACCUUUGAGCGUUCGGGUCACCAGCUGAUCGUGGUGGACAUCCAGGGCGUAGGCGACCUCUACACCGACCCGCAGAUCCACACAGAAAAGGGGACAGACUUUGGCGAUGGAAAUCUGGGCGUGCGAGGCAUGGCGCUGUUCUUCCACUCCCACCUGUGCAAUAAGAUCUGCAAGAGCAUGGGCCUGACGCCCUUUGACCUCUCCCCACCCGAGAAGCAGCAACUGGACUGCACCAACAAACUGCUGAAAUCGGCUAAAACUGUGCUGAGGGGCUGCGAGGAACAGUGCGGCUCCCCCCGCGUCCGCACCAUGUCCGGGAGCCGGGUGCCGCCGCUGUUAACCCGCCUGUCCGAGACGUCGUCCGCGGACGAGAGCAUGAGCGACGCCGACUCCGUCCCGUGCUCGCCCCUGGUGGCGCACGGAUACAUGGGACGGUCCCCUGCUGGUUUAUCUUUCACUGGCAUGUUCGAGCAGGAAAAAAUUGACAACACAGGCGAGCACAGGGACUCAGACAGCGGCGGGGACAGUGGCUACCCAAGCGAGAAGAGGAGUGAGGGCGACCCCAACGACCACGUGGACGGGGCCCGCCAACGCUACCAAAGACAUUAUUCCGAGUCGGACGAGGACAGUUUUAAACGGCUGACGGAGGAGAAGUGGAGCUUCUUCCACUCGUCUCGCGCCCACGUGCACAGAUCCUCCUGCGUGGCCACCGAGGUGGAGCGACUCAGCUCCCUGCUGCAGAAGCGCAUCGGCCAGUCCAUCCUGGGAAAGGUCCACCUGGCCAUGGUGCGCUACCACGAGGGUGGGCGUUUCUGCGAGAAGGACGAGCAGUGGGAUCAGGACUCGGCCAUGUUACACCUGGAGCGAGCCGCCCAGUGCGGGGAGCUGGAGGCCAUCGUGGUCUUGGGUCAAUGCUGCCUGCAGCUGCCGCACCACAUCCUGCCCAACGUGGAGCUGGAGGACAACGCGGGAAACAGGAUGAAAGGAUUCAAGUAUCUGCUGCAGGCCGCGGAAGCCGGUGACCGAUCCUCAAUGAUCACAGUGGCCCGAGCUUUUGAUACAGGGGUCAAUCUGUCUGCAGACAGGAAGCAGGACUGGGAGGAGGCGAUCCACUGGUACGACAGCGCAUUGAACAUGAGCGACCACGACGAAGGCGGCGAGUUCGACGGCAUACAGGACGAGCCCCGUCACCUCCUGCUGGCCAGAGAGGCGGCCAUGUUCCAGGAGGGAGGCUUCAACCUCACGGCCGACCCGCAGAAAGCAGGCGACUUGUUUACAGAAGCAGCGGAGGCCGCCACGGAGGCCAUGAAGGGUCGCUUGGCCAACCAGUACUACAUGAAAGCCGAGGAGGCGUGGGCCAUGAUGGAGGAGUGAAUCUGCGUCCGGGUGCGCACUUUUAACACAAAGAGGAGUGACGUUUACAUAUUUUUAUAACACAUUUUUAGCUGGCGGUGCUUUGCAUGUUUCAGUCCUCCAUCUUCAUCAAGUUUCCUGUGCAAGAUUUUCUCUUCAAGUACCCAAUUUACCGUAUUUUCCGGACCAUAGGGCGCACCGGAUUAAAAGGCGCACUGUCGAUGAGCGGGUCUAGUCAGGUCUAUUUUCAUACAAAAGGCGCACCGGAUUAUAAGGCGCAUUAAAGGAGUCAUAUUAUGAUUUUUUUCUAAUUGUAAAAGACUUCCUUGCGGUCUACAUCAGUGUUUUUCAACCACUGUGCCGUGAGAUACAGUCUGGUGUGCCGUGGGAGAUGAUCUAAUUUCACCUAUUUGGGUUAAAAAAUAUUAUUUGCAAACCAGUAAUUAUAGUCUGCAAAUGAUGUGUUGUUGUUGAGUGUCGGUGCUGUCUAGAGCUCGGCAGAGUAAC
Nerophis lumbriciformis (worm pipefish) is the source of this 3012-nucleotide messenger RNA. It is a transcript of the gene eef2k, whose product is annotated as eukaryotic elongation factor 2 kinase. Gene Ontology annotation, molecular function: ATP binding; calmodulin binding; calcium ion binding. The record is from RefSeq and is a predicted model, not a curated record. Gene Ontology annotation, biological process: myosin II filament disassembly; response to differentiation-inducing factor 1; protein phosphorylation. NCBI's taxonomy places the organism in Eukaryota, Metazoa, Chordata, Actinopteri, Syngnathiformes, Syngnathidae.